Molecule: messenger RNA, 1153 nt
Organism: Syzygium oleosum
Lineage: Eukaryota; Viridiplantae; Streptophyta; Magnoliopsida; Myrtales; Myrtaceae
Product: 50S ribosomal protein L19, chloroplastic
Exons: 5
Coding region: 137-859 (240 amino acids)
Biological process (GO): translation
Cellular component (GO): ribosome
Molecular function (GO): structural constituent of ribosome
Source: RefSeq, a predicted model, not a curated record
AAGCAGAUAAGGUGUUUUUCGCUCUCGGCUUCGACGUCUCUCUAUCCAUCCUCCAUCCAUGGCUUCUCUGUAGGUCAAUUCUCUCUCUCUCGCGCGCGCGCUCACCAUUCUCCUUCUUCUUCUUCCCCCGCCGGCAAUGGCCUCCAAUGUUCUUCCCCAGGCGUUGAUUGCGAUUCCUAGAGGCGCUAACCGCCGCGCUCCUCGGAAGCUGGGGUUCCCUGCGCUCGUAUCUGGCUCCUCCGGCGGACCCUCUCGGGCCAACCCUAGGCACGGUGGAUGUUUGCGCUCCAGGGUUUCGUUUGGCUCUAGCGGAUCGAGCAGUCCGGUGAUUCCGGCGUUUCCGAAGCGGAGUUUUCUCGUGAGAGCUGAACCGGAGCCGGAAGCCGAAGUUGUCGCCGGCGAGAGCGCAGAGGAGAAUGCUGAAGCGGCUGCUGACGUCGAGGAAGCUGCUGAAGCAGUGGCGGAGGAGGAAGUCGCGGAAGUGAAGCCUCCAAGUAAGCCGAGGGUUAAGCUUGGCGAUAUUAUGGGGAUAUUGAACAGAAGAGCAGUUGAGGCAUCUCAGAAUGAACGGCCUGUUCCAGACAUCAGGACUGGAGAUAUAGUGGAAAUUAAGCUGGAAGUGCCUGAAAAUAGGCGCAGAUUGUCUAUUUAUAAAGGCAUAGUCAUAUCGAGACAAAAUGCCGGCAUCCACACGACCAUUAGAAUACGGAGAAUUAUUGCUGGCAUCGGGGUCGAGAUUGUAUUCCCGCUGUACUCACCCAACAUCAAGGAGAUAAAAGUUGUUAAGCACAGGAAGGUCAGGAGGGCUAGGUUGUACUAUCUCAGGGACAAGCUUCCCAGGCUCUCCACCUUCAAAUGAAGAACUUGCAAUGCUGUCGCCACUCUUUGGUUCUGUACAAUUCAAAGGAGCCUUCUUACCUGCAAAUGGUAUUAGAACUGGCCUCCUAAUUUUUUGUUUGUUUCUUGUGAUCCUGUAUUUUCAUUGUUUUGUAUCGUGCAGAGAGGGAGAAUAUCAGCGUACUAAUGAUUAGGAAUGUGUAACUUCUACAUCUCUUGUGCUGUUCGUUUUGUCGUAAGAUGUUCCUGUUUUCUCAUGUGUGACCAGCUGGAUUUGUUGGGAUGGGCCUGGGCAACAAAUUUAAUUCAAAUCAAA